UGAUGCGACGACACAACGUAUUUAAUAUGCAAAGUUGGAUUUUUCCAUUAAUCAAUCAUAAUGUUGUUACUUUUCUAAUCUAAAAGAAAUAAAAGUAACAAAAAUUAAUUAAUUGUUCGAGAAUUUUCUUCUUCUUUUUCCAUUUAGUUCAUAAACAAAUCGAAAGUUACGAUAAAGUGCAAGACGUCACACAUGAUUUUAAAUAGAUCAAUGACAAGUUUUUUAUAGAUUGAGAGAAAGCAAAUAAUACUUGAAAGGAUGCUUCUACGAUUAUACUCUUUGAUUGUUUUAUCCUUGGAUGUGUUAACAUUGCUCAUAGGAAUAUGGUUUUCCAUGCUUUUAGCAAUUUAUAGGACUUUUAGACCACCAGGAUUAAAAAGUGUUCAUGGUGAAGUAGCAUUGGUUGUUGGAGCUGGAAGAGGUGUAGGUAGAGAAAUAGCAAUUCAAUUAGCUCAAUUAGGAGUAAGUGUAGCUUGCGUAGAUGUAAAUAAUGAAAAUUGUCAAGCUACUGUCAAUAAAGCUUUACAGCUUUCUUGCAUAGCAAGAGCUUACAUUUGCGAUGUAACAAAAGAAAAGCAAAUUUCAAAUACUAUAGAAGCUAUAAGGAGAGAAUUAGGAGAAGUAACAAUGUUAUUCCACUGUUGCGGUGUUCCUAGUCCUCGAACUUUGUCUGAAAGUCCUCCAAAUAUCAGAAGUUUAUUGGAUACUGCUAUAUUAAGUCAUUUUUUACUUUUAGAUGCAGCUCUUCCUGGAAUGCACAAAGUUAGCAAAGGUCAUAUUGUUGUUUUAUCAUCAGUUGCUGGAUUGUCUGGUGUAACCAACAGACAAACCGUUAUUCCUUUAUCAACAGCACAAUUUGCUGUGCAAGGUUUUGCAGAAUCAUUACAAGCUAACUUGAGACAUUCAAGAAGUAAUAUUAAUAUAUCAUUAAUUCAUGUUUAUCCUUUCAUGAUUGGUACUGAAUCUAUUAAAGAUAUUCGAUUUAGGAUUCCUAGUUAUUUUGGUACUAUACAUGCUUCUGAAGCUGCUAGAAGAAUUUUAGAUGGUGUUCGUAGAAAUUAUUCAGAAUUUAGUGUCCCAGGUUAUUUAUUAUACUUGGGUCAUAUAUUAAGAAUAUUACCAAAAAAAGCUUCAUUUAUGUUAAGAGAUUUAUUGGAUACUGGCGUAGAUUUUGCAUGACAUUUUUUAUUGAAUCAAUUUGAUUUUUGUCUUAUUAUGAUUUAUAGUAAAGUAGUUAUUUGUUACGGUUAUAUUAAGUACAUUUAAAUAAUUUAAAAAAUUUAUUCAUAUUUUUAUCAUACAUAAUUUACAUUAUUGUA
Trichogramma pretiosum is the source of this 1319-nucleotide messenger RNA. RefSeq names its product 17-beta-hydroxysteroid dehydrogenase 13-like. The record is from RefSeq and is a predicted model, not a curated record. Bases 259 to 1179 code for a protein of 306 amino acids. NCBI's taxonomy places the organism in Eukaryota, Metazoa, Arthropoda, Insecta, Hymenoptera, Trichogrammatidae. Gene Ontology annotation, molecular function: oxidoreductase activity, acting on the CH-OH group of donors, NAD or NADP as acceptor. Gene Ontology annotation, cellular component: lipid droplet. The transcript is spliced from 6 exons.